CACCUUUCAGAAACCCACACGGCCACAAGAGCUCCACUUCUUCUCAUAAAUCUAUCGGCCCGGGGGAGAGGAAAAAAGUCCAAUGUGUAACAUUCCAAUUCGGCUUCUCGAGGGUCAGCCCGCCUCACGAGACCGCCUGAGAAGCCUUCCGAGGUUUAAAGGGUUUUCGAGAUUCGAUGUCUUUUUCAUGCUCUCUGCUGCCCUCCACAAGACCGACGGAGUUCUUGAGUCCAGCUGCCCAUAGGUUCAUCGUGCCCACCUCGUCCGUUCACGAGCCGAGGGGCAAAUGCCAGUUGGGUAGAAGGGGAUUCACGUUCAAGGGAAUUGUUGCUUCGGGAGUUACAGUGGCCGGCGGUGGCUCUUCCGUGAUGACCGAGCCCGCCAAAGGAGUUGAUAGGUUACCAUUUAAGCCGGAGGGGUACAAUUUCUGGACAUGGCGCGGACACAAGAUCCACUAUGUGGUACAAGGAGAAGGCUUUCCAAUUGUCCUGAUUCAUGGAUUUGGAGCUUCGGCAUUUCACUGGAGGUACAACAUCCCUGAACUGGCUAAGCGAUACAAGGUUUACGCGAUAGACUUGUUAGGAUUUGGUUGGAGCGAGAAAGCGAUCAUUGAGUAUGAUGCAAUGAUAUGGAAGGACCAAGUACUGGAUUUUCUGAAGGAGAUAGUGAGAGAGCCCGCAGUUCUAGUGGGCAACAGUCUUGGAGGUUUUACUGCUCUGGUCUCUGCUGCUGCUCUGCCUGAGCAAGUCGCAGGAGUCGUACUAUUAAACUCUGCGGGCCAAUUCGGGGACCCUAAUGCAAAGGUCUCUGAUCCCAAAGAAACUGUCCUACAGAAGGUGAUAGUGAAGCCUUUGAAGGAAAUUUUCCAGCGGAUCGUCCUUGGGUUUCUUUUUUGGCAAGCAAAACAACCUGCUCGUAUUGAAUCUGUCCUAAAAAGUGUUUAUAUAAACCCCUCAAAUGUAGAUGACUACCUCGUCGAAUCGAUUACAAGGCCAGCAGCUGACCCUAAUGCAGGAGAAGUAUACUACAGAUUAAUGACUCGGUUCAUGAUGAAUCAGACCAGGUACACCCUAGACAGUGUCCUCAGCAAGCUCUCUUGCCCACUGCUGCUGCUGUGGGGCGACCUUGACCCUUGGGUCGGCCCCGCUAAGGCGGCCCGAAUCAAGGAGUUCUACCCGAAUACGUCGGUCGUGAACUUGCAGGCAGGUCACUGUCCCCAUGAUGAAAUUCCCGAGCAAGUGAACAGGGCAUUGCUUGAUUGGCUAUCAACAAUUGCACCGGAGGCCUAAUUAGAAAACACUGAGUAGACUUUACUGUAGAUACAUUCUUUCGGACUCAAAAAUCAACAAGUGUGUCAAGUUCUAAUGCUGUAACAAUAUAAAUUAUCAUAGCAAGCUGAUACAUCUGUAAUUUUGUAUGUUGCAGUUGCUAUCGGAUGUAGAGAUCCCUUGUUCGAUAGCUCUCUUUAGGCAUCCGAUUCUUACUCAA
Molecule: messenger RNA, 1488 nt
Organism: Punica granatum (pomegranate)
Lineage: Eukaryota; Viridiplantae; Streptophyta; Magnoliopsida; Myrtales; Lythraceae
Source: RefSeq, a predicted model, not a curated record